Messenger RNA from Spinacia oleracea (spinach), 2101 nucleotides. RefSeq lists its product as uncharacterized. The transcript is spliced from 3 exons. The record is from RefSeq and is a predicted model, not a curated record. The coding region runs from base 1 to 1743 and encodes 580 amino acids. Lineage: Eukaryota; Viridiplantae; Streptophyta; Magnoliopsida; Caryophyllales; Amaranthaceae.
AUGUGUUGCAGGGAAACCGAAACUCAAACCAAUGCAGAAACUGAACCUAUCAUCAAUGAAGAAACCAAUGCCAAUGUAAACAAAGAACAAGAGGAAGUGAAUCAGAAGAAUGACAAAAGAAGGAAACAUAUUGCAAAAAGGAAACAAGGGAAUGAAAUUGUUGUUAGAGAUGUCAAGAAGCACAAGUCUGCAGUUGUUGUGCACUCGGGAUCAAAAGACUGUGUAGAAGUGGAUAACAAAUCAAAACCGGUGGAGAAGAAAAAGGCUAGACUUUUGGUCCAAAGAAUACCACCAAAUUGGUUCAUGGCACUUAUUCCUAAAAUUCCGAGACAACACAGAGCUGCCAUUAGGAAAAUAGGCUUUGGUGCCUUCCUUGAUUUAGAUAUUGGUGCCCAUAAGUCUGCGUUUUCUGCUGAACUUGUAACAAGCUUAGACGCCAACAGAGUUAAUUUGGUGAUGGAUAAUAAAGAAGAAAUAGAUAUUCAGUUGAAAGACAUACACCUUGUGUACGGGCUUCCAAUAGGAGGAAGGAAAAUAGUGGAACCGAAGAAGGAAGAAGAUGAAGAAUGGGUUUCAUUUCUGAGAACAUGGAGGGGAUUCUUUAACAUGGAAAGUGGAAGUCCAUACCUGUCAAAAGUAUUAGAUAGGUUGAAUGAGUUAUGUGAAAAAGACUUGUGUGAUGAAUUUUUAUGGCAUUUCGUGGUGUGUGUAGUGAAUACUUGUAUAUGCUCAACAUCAAGACCGGAAGUGGCAUACAAGUUUCUGUAUAGCUGCAUGGACAUACAGAAAAUUCAUGAAUUAGACUGGUGCCAUUACACUUUUGUAAAUAUGAAGAUAACUGCUGAAAAAUGGAAAGGAGGAAAUGCUUAUUUCACUGGACCAUUGCCUUUCUUACUGAUUACAUAUUUUGACCGGUUGCAAAGGGAGAAGAUUGUGCAACCAAGAGAGUUCCCUCUCCUUUCAGUCUGGAACAGUGAGAGGAUAGAAGAAAGAAUGAAGAUUGAAAACAAGAGGGGCUUUGGAAAGGGGGUUGUGCUCAAAAGAAUAGCUUAUGAAGGAUUACUAGAAGAACAAGUUGAAGAACACAUAUACCAGAAAGAUCCUCACUUGCAAGCAGGCUCAUCAACUUCAUCCUACAACAUUAUGGGCUUUCUGGACAAAUUUGGGGAUUUGGCUAAGGCACUGGCUUCAAAUAUCAACGAGAUGUAUGUUAUGGUAGAUAAAGCAUCUGACCUUUUCAAAGAAGGCGAUACAGCAGAGGAACUGAAAAGGCUGGUCGAUAAUAUUUGGAGCAAGUACACAAAUAAGCCAACUGAGCCAAUUCUGCCCGAAGCACAAGAAAAAGUCAAGAGUCCUUCAGUUCUUAGCCAGGACAAACAAAUGUUUGAUGAACCUGGAUUCAUUGAGGAAUUGGACGUGGUAAUGGCUAAGGCAUGGGAAGAUUACCAAGAGAGAAUAGGUAUGAGUAAGAAAUUUGUCAAGCCACGUCCAACAAAAAAGAAAAAGAAGGCAAGAGAUGAAUCUGAUAUAUUAGGCUUCAAAUUGUUGACCCAAAGCCAAACCGAUGAAGAAGAAGAGCAACCCCUCCCAUUUGCUACAACAACGACACACAUCUUUGUUCCAGAAUCAGAAUCACCAGUGAUCCUUAGUGAUAUUCCAUCUUCAUCUGCAUUAAAGCCAACAGAAGUGAUUUCUCUCGACAGUGCUGAAUCGUUUGAAAAUAUGGAUUUGGAUUUGGACUAGGAUCUGGCACUUGGAGUUCAAAAAUCCUUGGAAAAUGCAGCAAACAAUGUCAAAAGCCAAGAACAAACAGACACAGAAAAUGCAACAAACAAGCCAAGUUCGGGUAAAGAUGAUGACCCUAAGGAAAGAGCGUCUGAUGUUGUUCCAACAGAGGCUACUUUGGGUAACAAUGAUCAGCAAAUGGAACAGAAACUACUAAAACACCAACUGGUUUAGAUAUUGAUGGAAAGCAAGCUGGUUCGCCAAAAUAUGAGGAGCCAAAACAGAAAAUAGAUGAGCAGGAGGGGUAAUUACACAUAAUUUAUUGUAAUUCCUAUUUUGGAAAAACCGUGAAACAAUGAAAUAAUUGUAUUUUGGU